Messenger RNA from Penicillium maclennaniae, 1647 nucleotides. RefSeq lists its product as uncharacterized. NCBI's taxonomy places the organism in Eukaryota, Fungi, Ascomycota, Eurotiomycetes, Eurotiales, Aspergillaceae. Bases 1 to 1647 code for a protein of 548 amino acids. The record is from RefSeq and is a predicted model, not a curated record. The transcript has 4 exons.
AUGAAUGAAAGCCAGCUUGCCGAAGAAACGGCGGCUACUUCCCGCCCGAAUUCGCCUGCCUCAAGUGUCAAUUCCAACGAUCGCCUCAACCACGACGAAGAAAAUGACUCCAAUGAAGAUACAGCGCCACGGACAACACUUCCGGCUACGAUAGCUCCGGAGGCAGCAACUGAAACAUCUUUCCCCUCUCCUGAUAUCGAUAAGAGCCAUAAACAAAAACCAAACACGAAAAGGCCAAUAUCGGCACGGAUUUCGGACUGGUUCAUCUGGGAAAUUUUGGCUAUGAUUUUUUCCAUGUGCCUAUUGAUCGCCAUUAUUGUUGUCUUGGCGCAUUUCAACCACCGUGCCCAGCCUACCUGGAAAUAUGUCUCGCUAAACUCCAUUGUUUCUUGGCUGAGCACUCUUUCUAAAGGAUGUGUUCUGUUCACUAUUAAGCUUGUUGUUGAUGAGUCGCAAUCGGCGACUGUAGGGAAUACCUCCUUCUUUAAUUCUAUUGGUUUGAGUGGCAUGGGGGAUGAUCUUGUGGAUCCGACAUUGAAGGCAAACGUCUAUAAUGCACUGUUCAGUAAUGUCAAGUCGAAGCCGUGGUCAAUUCCAAAUUAUACCUGUACCACUGGAAAUUAUCAGCUGAACACAACUUGUCAAACCACUCAUGCCUGGCCCUACGAAGAUGGGUCAAAUAAUUGCUCACUCACUCUUCCAGGUGGAGGAAAUGAGGCAUAUUACAUAUCUGGUUCGCCGGAAGGUCAUCCACUUGCGAUGGGCGAAAUACUUUUGCCAUCAUCCAAUGACCCGUACCAUCUAUUGCCCUAUAUCCAGCUUAUUGCUCCAGAUGGGCUUUUCAAUGGUUCGCCACAUACAACGCGCACCAAAUACCAAGCGAUGAAAUGCAACCUAUCUCCCAUAGUACGCAGCCUUCGUGCCCAGGUUAUACGCGGCGUAUAUCAUGAAACUACCCUCGAUACGUGGACAAAUUAUACCCGCGAAUCAAAGGGUCUUCUCUAUCCUCCGUGGGGACCUGAGAAGGGAAUGCAGUACAAUCAAAGUUUUGGGAUCUCAGACGAUUCUCUCAUCACAUUUGCAGAAUUUAUUGUGGAACUCUUCACUGGUUACGUACAAGCGGAUCAUGAAGGUUUAUACGGGUUUGGAUACGGCGGUAUAGGCACCACAAAUUACGCGAGCAUUGAUUGUAUCGAGGCUAUAGCGUUUGGAAACAUCACUGGCUGUGAAGUCAACAACGCGUCAAAACUUGAAUGUGCCAUGAGCAACGUCGCUGCAGCUAUGUCAAAAACUUUUCGGGACUCAGCAUACGCAGACGAUGAGUCUGCGCUUUCUCCCCUCUCAGGGAAUAAUGCAACUAAUGGACAGGCAUUUUCAAGCGUCACUCACAUUGCAGUGCAUUGGCAAUGGAUUAUUUCUCCAAUGCUAGUGUGGGUACUAGGACUUAUUAGCUUGAUAGGUGCCGUGAGCAAGAGUCGGAAGGCAAGUAUCCCGAGAUGGAAAAAUGAUCCCAUACCGCUGCUUUUCCUAUGCGAAAACAUUCACAGCGACCAUGUGACAGGCAAUGAAAAAGCAGAGAACAGCCCAGAUGUAAGAUUGUGCAUCGAAGGAGAUCAAAUGAUGCUAAGACGAGAAUUCAAUGCUUAA